UCAAGUUAGUAACUUAUCAGGCGAGUACCAUAUCAGACUUAGACCACUACGAGCCUUAAGUAUAAGCUCUAUCACAAUGGCGUGUGAUUUGCUUGGAAGUCUUUUUCUUAUUGUUGCUGUCGUGCAAAGCGCCGUCGGAUUACAACCCAAAGAAGUUUGCCUGUUACAAGUUGAAGAAGGAACGUGCAAUGACGACAUCCAGCGUUAUUACUACAACACAAUCACUCAACAGUGUGAAGAAUUCAGCUAUAGCGGUUGUGAGGGAAACGCAAACAACUUCAAGUCCUUUUUGGAAUGUCAGAAAACAUGCUUCAGGAUUCCAAAAAUCCCCCAGAUCUGUCGUUUUCAAAAGAAAGAGGGGCCCUGCCGGGGCCUUUUCAAGCGUUAUUUCUUCAAUAUGACCUCCAUGCAGUGUGAACCCUUCACUUAUGGUGGUUGCCAAGGGAAUGAAAACCAAUUUCAAAACCUUCAGGAAUGUAUUGAAUAUUGCAGACCUUCUAAAACAAUCCCUGUGAUUUGCAAUGAUAUUUUGGACAAAGGAAAGUGCUUAGCUUCCAUCCCAAGAUAUUACUACAACUCUGCUACAAAGACAUGCGAGGAGUUCAUAUACACAGGAUGCGGAGGAAGCAACAAUAACUUCAUCUCUAAACGAAGCUGUAUGGAUGUUUGUGCUAAUAAUGGUAUCAAACGUUGGAGUCCUAAUAAAAAGUCUGUAAGAGUUUCCAAACAAUACCUAAGAAGAGUAAAGUCCCAGCCACCAAAGGAGAAGUCAGCCAAAUAAUGGUUUAUGAAGUCAUUGGCUCUGAGUCUGUAUUACUGACAAACACCAUUGCACUGAUUUUACAGUAUUGGAAUUGAAGGCAGCAGUUCAUACAC
Molecule: messenger RNA, 876 nt
Organism: Carassius carassius (crucian carp)
Lineage: Eukaryota; Metazoa; Chordata; Actinopteri; Cypriniformes; Cyprinidae
Gene: tfpi2
Product: tissue factor pathway inhibitor 2
Exons: 5
Coding region: 77-781 (234 amino acids)
Biological process (GO): negative regulation of peptidase activity
Cellular component (GO): extracellular region
Molecular function (GO): serine-type endopeptidase inhibitor activity
Source: RefSeq, a predicted model, not a curated record